Messenger RNA from Drosophila serrata, 2838 nucleotides. Its product is annotated as spondin-1. Gene Ontology annotation, biological process: cell adhesion. The record is from RefSeq and is a predicted model, not a curated record. Gene Ontology annotation, cellular component: extracellular matrix. Gene Ontology annotation, molecular function: serine-type endopeptidase inhibitor activity. Lineage: Eukaryota; Metazoa; Arthropoda; Insecta; Diptera; Drosophilidae.
AUGCAGCGAUUGCUCUGCCUUUUUGUCCUAAUUCCUUUGGCCUUGGAAGUCAAGGGAGGCUGCAAUCGUGUGCCACAGGCAGCCACCGGUGAGAGAUCGGCGGUAGAUGAUAACUUCAAGAUCCUGAUCGAUGGCAAUCCCGCCACCUAUGUGCCAGAGCAUCAGUACAACGUGUCCUUGUCUUGUCCCAUCAGUAUGAAGUUUGUGAGCUUCACCUUGGUCAUUGAGGCCGAGGAUCCGUCAGUAGGCUUGAGUGGGCUGGAUAUGAUCGGACACUUUGAGCUGCUGGGCACCACGGACACCAGAUUCAGUGUGGGUUGCGAGAACAUGGUGGAGAGCACCAACACGAAUGCGAAGACUCACAUCGAGGUCUCUUGGAUAGCACCACGUCAUCCCGACAGCGGCUGUGUUUUGAUCAAGGCGGGUGUCGUCCAGCAUCGAGAUGUGUGGUUUCUGGACGAUGGCUUCCUGACCAAGAGGAUAUGUCCUGAGGAGAUCGAUGAGCUGAAUAUCUUGACUCCACCAUUGGAGAACUGCUGUGCCUGCGAUGAAGCCAAAUAUGAGAUCGUUUUGGAACGCAAAUGGGCAAGAAAUACGCAUGCCAAGGACUUUCCUGCCGAAGCUUGGCGCACCCGGUUGGGUGAGGUUAUUGGAGCUUCACACAGUCACAGCUAUCGCUACUGGGCCUACGGAGGCAGGGCUAGCCAGGGCAUGAAGGAGAUGGCCGAGCAUGGUGCCACCCGCACUUUGGAAAAUGAGAUCAGGGAAAACACUCAGAAUGGCGAUGUAAGAACCAUAAUCAAGGCUCCGGGCAUUCCUCACCGUCUGAAUGCUUAUGGCACUACGCUGGCCAAUGCCCGAGUGGAUCCCAUGCAUCACCAGAUAUCGCUGGCAGCCAAGAUCGAUCCCUCACCCGACUGGAUACUGGGCGUGGCAGGACUAGAGCUGUGCCUGAGUAACUGCACAUGGCUGGAGCGAAAGGUGCUUAACUUGUAUCCUUGGGACAUUGGCACUGACUCUGGGCCUUCCUAUAUGUCCGCCGAUCAGCCACAGGUGCCUCCUGAUGUGGUACGUCGAAUCACCUCGUCGUAUCCCAGCGAUUACCGUUCGCCUUUUUACGAUGAGACUGGCGCUUCCAUGAAACCUAUGGCCACGCUCUACUUGACUCGGAAGAAGCUGUACAUCCGGGAGUGCGAAGAGACUAUCCAGGAUGGACCAUUGGAGUGCGCUGUGCAUCCCUGGAACGAGUGGACCAACUGCAGCACGCGCUGCGGUCAAGGCUACUCCCAGCGCUUCCGUAGUUACAAAAAUCCCAAUCUGGCAGCCAACUACAACUGCAAACAACGAUUGGAUGAGAUGCGUCAAUGCCAGGGAACUCAGUGCGGACCGGCAGAAGAGGAGUUUGAAGCUGGCGAGGGUGGCCAGGGCAUGGAAAAUUCCAUAUCGAUGGCCGAAUGCCAGCUAAGCAACUGGAGCGAGUGGUCGGCGUGCUCCAAGACUUGCGGCAGGGGAUCAUCUACUCGAACCCGCGACUACCACAAUCCGCAGUCAAGGCAGCGGUGCUUAUCCGUGAUGCGACUGCCGAUGGAGGAGACCAGACAGUGUAUGGGAUCCGAUUGUGGAGGCACCAUACCCGACAACGGCGAACUGGACGCUCUGCCUGAGCCAGGCUUGGACCAGGACAGCUACGAGGCGCACCGGCCUGCUUGGAACAACAGACAGGGAAACGCCUAUACUGGUGAUAGCCAGGCCUGGAACAGAAAGGGAUUAAAUAGCGCCAUUGACUCCAGCUACAAUCGAUCACCUUACAAUGCGAUGGAUAGCUCACAGGACAAUCAAAACACUCCCUACGGCAAGGUAGAAAAUCAGCAAAGGCCGGCAUAUAAUCUGGGAGAUAACCGAGGAGGAUCCUACGAUCGUGGAGAGGCAAGCUAUCCUUCCCUCCAUUCCUAUAGCAACGAUAAGCUGGUGGGCAGUAGACCCGGUGGUUACGGUGGUUACAACACAGAGUACACAACUCCCAGUUUUAGGCCGGCUUUUACCACACGCUCUCCGUACGGUGGAAGGUAUCCCAGUCAGCAGCAGGAACCUGAGGACUCUACCAGAAGCACCGGCAACGGCAAUGGCUACAAUGUAGUGCAGGAUUACUGCUUCGAUAAGCCCUAUGCCUCCACCCGCCCCUGCCUGGCCAAUCCGGUGGUGGUAAGCAACUACUGGUUCUACGACCACGAAGAGCACGAGUGCAAGAUCUUCACCACGGACAAUUGUGAUGAAAAUAAGAACCGAUUCCGUUCGCUGAUGGCCUGCGAGGGCACAUGUCUGCAGCCGCAGAUGAACAUGGAGCACUCCGAAAACGAUGCCAUGGAUCUGUAUGGUGGUGGAGCUUACGGCCAAGCGGGAGGUGGAUCUUAUGGGCAAACGGGAGGUUCUCAAGCAAGAGGUUCUUACGGACAAACAGGAAGUUCUUACGGACAAACAGGUAGUUCCUACGGACAAGCAAAAGGAUUUUACGGAAAAGCAGAAGGUUAUUACGGACAACCAGGGGGUUCUUAUGGACAGGCAGCAGGUUCGUACGGUCAAACAGGAAAUUCUUACGGACAAACAGAAAGUUCUUACGGACAAGCAGGAAGUUCUUACGCACAAGCAGGUGGUUCUUAUUCACAAACAGGAAAAUCUUACGGACAAACAGUAGGUUCUUACGGACAAGGGGCAGCUGGAUCAUAUGGGGAUUCGACUUACGACUCACAAUUCAGCGAAGCAGCUGGGGACAUUGGAGAACCCAUGUCGCAGACCCGAAGCAAAUAUGAUUCACCCAGAAUUGGUCGUUAUGGAGGUUAA